ACAAUAUGAUGUGCUUGGAACUGAGAUUGGUAAUAAGCCUUUGGUUAAUCUGGACUACGGCUGCACAGAACUCGACGGAUGUCAAACAGGAUGGCCGAAUUGUCGGCGGCUGGGAGACGCACAUCACCUUUUUUCCGCACCAAGUAUCCCUCCAGUUGGGCACUCGCCAUGCCUGCGGUGGAACUAUCCUUUCAAAUACCAUUAUUCUGACAGCUGCUCACUGUGUGCUUGAGUACAACAAGCCGCAAUAUUAUGUAAUUCGAGCUGGAUCUACUGAUUGGUCCAAGGGUGGCAGCUAUAUCCGCGUCCAACGUAUAAUACCGCAUCCCAAGUUCCAUGAGCCCACAAGGAUGAAUAACGAUAUUGCUAUAAUUCAGCUGCAGCAACCACUUGUCUAUAGUCAAGAUAUUCGACCUAUUAACCUGGCUACCAGCCAGGACACGAUACAGCCAACGGCGCAGCUUUUUGUCAGCGGUUGGGGCACCACGUCGAUCUCGCAAAUGCAGCCGGAAAAGCGUCUUCGGUACACAGUUGUUCAGCUUAGCAAUCAUAAUCAGUGUGCGAGGAACUAUUUUGGAGCUGGCACAGUGACCAACACCAUGUUCUGUGCGGGAACUCAAAUGGGAGGAAGAGACAGCUGCCAGGGAGAUUCAGGAGGACCACUAGUAACCUCUAUUGAUGGUCAGAUGAAGCUGUACGGCAUUGUGUCAUGGGGUUUUGGAUGCGCAAACGCCAUGUUUCCUGGAGUUUACACGAAAGUUUCCGCAUAUGACGAUUGGAUAGCGCAGACAGUGAAGGAACUAGUCUAGCUUUAUUUUCCCUUUGCUUCACUACUUAGAAAUAAUGUUCAAAUACUUAAGUUAUCAUAUAGUAAUUACAAUGUAUAAGAUUGUUAUCCUCUGUAAAUGAACUUUUUAUUCUCUAAUAACUUGCUUAUUCUCAAGUUCAGAUGACUAACCGAAAACAUAAAAUAUUACUUAUCGAAAAACAAUUUGUUAA
Messenger RNA from Drosophila eugracilis, 999 nucleotides. Its product is annotated as trypsin 3A1. Gene Ontology annotation, molecular function: serine-type endopeptidase activity. The transcript has a single exon. The coding region runs from base 6 to 809 and encodes 267 amino acids. The record is from RefSeq and is a predicted model, not a curated record. Gene Ontology annotation, biological process: proteolysis. NCBI's taxonomy places the organism in Eukaryota, Metazoa, Arthropoda, Insecta, Diptera, Drosophilidae.